UUGUAAAUAUUCAUAAAUCCAAAAUACAAGAGAAAUUUCCAUCUUGGGGAUCCUCUUAUUUAAUAUAAACAUGCUCCAGCUAGCUCAUGUUACAACAAGUAAUAAGACACAUGUGGUUACUGUAGUCACACAGAUGGUACAUAGCUCAGCAUUACAAUGUCACCCGGUGACGAUGAUCCCAUUCAAGCAUUUAGGAAUAAAUCAGUGCUCGGACGUGCCGUAACUUCAUUCAGCUGAAUAAAAAAGUAAACUGAAGUAAUUCAUUUGGACCUAAAGAGGCGCAAUCAAGAGUCAGCUCACAGCUUCAGAGGUCACAACUAAAAAUGAGGAAUCUGCCUGUGCAGAUAUAGUAUUGGAUUCUGAUCCGAGGCUUCAGACACAUAAAGACCAUUACAAAGUCAACCUUCUAUCACCUGAAGAACAAACAUUUCCAGAAUUAAAGAACCACAAAGUCUUAGCAAGAUCUAGAGAAACUCCAUGUGUUUAUCUGUAGUCGCAUUUAUUAAUGCAACAGUGUCUUCACAAGUCUGCCUUAAACAUCAUUCAGAGAGCUGCAGCUGAACCAGAACGCUGCUGCUCGCUUUCUCAUGUUGACUAGAACAAAAGCGCCUCCCCCCCAUUUCUAAAGCUCUUACUUUUAUUAGUUUCUACACAACUGAAUUGAUUAGCACAGAAAUACAUCAAGUUCCAAACCACACAGAUUACAUCCAACUUUUCACAUACAUUCAGAUUUCUAGGUAUUCAUGUUACAUUUCAGAAAUCAAUCCAAUGUAAACACAUGCAGCAGGUCUGGCAGUAGACAGAAAGCUGCUUUAACCGGAUUGCUGUUCUAAUUUUUUCAAUACUUCUGAGGUAAUACAAAUGGUAAGUACAACACUUUUUUGUAAGUAAAAUAUUUUAAUUUGUUGUUUCCUCUAAGGUGGAUGUGUGGCUCACUUCCUGUGUCACUCAUGACAUUUCCAUCAAAUGGCUACAUGGGCCCAAUCAAAAUAGACCCGGGGUCUAUCUUGGUCAGACAGUUGCAGCGGUCUGCAAGAUCCCGAUGGCUUUAUCGUGUUCUCAACCGAUCUCAUCUUCUGUCAGAUUGGAUCCCAAGACGGGUCUGGUGUGUUCUGGGCAGAAGGGUUUGUUGUUUUUGUUAUAACCGUCCAGCCCACUUUGGUCCAAGUCUUCUAUGCAUCUCUGGGAUACGAUCUAAACAUGGAAAAGAAGCAUUAGUCUCUGCUAAUCUGGAACAAACUUACAGAAAACAGCAAAAAUACAAAGACCCUGAGAUCCAUUAAAUUAAAACCCAUUUCUUUAGACUUGCCCUUGAGAAAUAGCAACUGGAACAUCAUUGUGUCUCUAUGCCAACUUUUUAUUGUUUUUCCUUUACGUUUUCACUGCACAGUAAUGUUUCUUGCUGGUUUGUUGUUUCAUUUUUUCGUCAUGUAAAGCUAGGUGAGUUGCCACAUUGAUUAAGUGUAUAAUACAGAUAAAUUUGCUUUGCCUUACCUUUAGACCUCACUUCAAAAAUUGGAAACAAUCCGGUUAAGGUAAGGGGCCCUGCACUGACUCCAUUCCUUCGUGGGCAGUGCCCUAAAACCUACACAACUAAAUCAUACGAUUAAAUUGCCCCCCUUAGCAUGCAGUCAAGCUCUGCAGAGCUGUAGUGAAGAGCUAAUCAGUUGAGUCAGAUGUGCUGAAGCAGACAUACAUCUAAAAGCCCGUUAGGAUUUACGUUUGAAAUGCCUGAUGUAAGGGUUUUUCUCCGGCCUGUAGAGCACAAUUUGGAUGACUUACAUAUCCAUCUGAACAACAGUGUUUGACUCGCUCCUUUUUAGGAACGUUCUUCAAUAUCUCUUUUGUCAUGAUUUUCAGGGCGGUGAAGUGAGACGUGACAACAGUCAUUGAUCUGAAGAGACAUCUUCCAAAACCAAGGAACCCACAAAGGUGGACCAAGAAAAUGUACCAUGGAGCCAGGCAGCAAUCUGGCAAACGGAUCUCUGGAACCUUCAUUACACAAGAUGAUCGGUCCAUCCCCCUGGACAUGGUCGACAGUUCAGUUGACGACAUGUACUCUACCUGCGCUACAAAGAUGGAAGCAAAGGUCAAAGGCACGUACUUCAAAAAGGAAAUGAGGGACGUCUUCAAAAAUGUGUGGAUAUCAUCAGAAAAGUGUGCAAAGAAGAAAAUCAAAGAAAGAGAGAGAGGAGAUGGGGCUUUAACAAAAGAUCACCUGCAAGCAAUUUGUGCGUACACAGCUGGAGGACCAGAAAACCUCUAUAAGACAUUCAACGACGCAGUCCGGACCAACAGAGCACAGUACAGUUCAACCUUUCCAUUCCAUUCUUUACAUUUCUGGCUGACCAGAGCGAUACAGGUCCUCAAAACCAGAGACGGUAAAUGUCGCACAACUUUCCGCAGAACUAAAUCCCAAUUCACUGGCGUUGUCAGCAAAGUGAUUCGGUUUGGCACUUUUACCUCGACCUCCAACUUACCAACUCUGACCAGCUUUGGUACGACGACAUGCUUUGAAAUUAGAACCUGCCACGGGGCGUAUUUGAAAAAAUACCCAAAGCUCGGAGACAAAGAGCAAGAGGUGCUCAUUCCACCUUAUGAGACGUUCAAAAUAAUCAGCAAAGAUAAACCCAUACAGCAACUUUCCGACUGCAAGACUGUUUACAUUCUGAAUAGCACUGGUGUCCAAAGCAAUCUUGACUGCCAACUUAUAGAAUAAAUACUUUGGUAAUUGUUUUUUUUUUCUCUCUCUCUCUCAUUCUCUUUUAAACCCGUAAUUAUGUAACUAUGUAUUUUAAUCUAAAUUUACACUUCUGGCAUUUUAAAACAAUGUCAUUCACAAAAAAGAGAAGGACUUAGAGAUGUUUUCUUGAUGCUGUGUAUUUUUUUUUGUUUUGUUUGUGAAUACACAGCACAAUGACCCCUAAAGGAAAAUCAGGUCUGGUUUAAAGUUGUGGGGAAGAUUAAGGAAGGGUUAUUAAGCUUUAAAACAACAUCUCUGCAGCCGUUGAACACGUCAAAAGCGCUUUUUAAUCCAUCAUCUGGAAAAAGAAAGAGUUGUUGUUUUUUUUAAUGCAUGGGAAUAUAUUUUUCAGAGGACAAAUGUUUUUGACAUGUUUUACCAAUAGUAUUGCAUUUGUAAAGUCUGUAAAAUAAUGAAUACUUGAAAAAUGUUUAAGAAUCAUUCAUGUUUUAUUGCAUUCUGUAAGUUGAAUAAAUUGCCGGGUUUCACAUUUUUGUACAGGUUUCCGCUUCAAUGAGUAAGGUGAAAAUAAAAGUUAGUUUUUUCCUGAAAAGUGUGUUCAACUCCUUUC
Poeciliopsis prolifica (blackstripe livebearer) is the source of this 3314-nucleotide messenger RNA. RefSeq names its product erythroblast NAD(P)(+)--arginine ADP-ribosyltransferase-like. The record is from RefSeq and is a predicted model, not a curated record. The coding region runs from base 1946 to 2719 and encodes 257 amino acids. Lineage: Eukaryota; Metazoa; Chordata; Actinopteri; Cyprinodontiformes; Poeciliidae. Gene Ontology annotation, molecular function: NAD+ poly-ADP-ribosyltransferase activity; NAD+-protein-arginine ADP-ribosyltransferase activity. The transcript has 2 exons.